This is a messenger RNA of Impatiens glandulifera, 3843 nucleotides long. RefSeq names its product putative ABC transporter B family member 8. The record is from RefSeq and is a predicted model, not a curated record. Gene Ontology annotation, biological process: transmembrane transport. The transcript is spliced from 8 exons. Gene Ontology annotation, molecular function: ATP hydrolysis activity; ATP binding; ABC-type transporter activity. Gene Ontology annotation, cellular component: membrane. NCBI's taxonomy places the organism in Eukaryota, Viridiplantae, Streptophyta, Magnoliopsida, Ericales, Balsaminaceae. The coding region runs from base 64 to 3726 and encodes 1220 amino acids.
AAUUAGGGUUUCCAUUUGCACUUAAUCUCUCUCUCUCUCUCCUUCUUCUCUAGCUAGGAAACCAUGAAAGAUGAAAUGGGGAUGGGAUCAUCUAUAGGUGUGAUUUUCAGAUGUGCUGAUUGGCUUGAUAUUUUGUUGAUGAUUCUUGGAACAUUUGGAGCUAUUGGAGAUGGAAUGUCAACAAAUUGUUUACUUUUGUUUGUGAGCCAGCUUUUCAACACUUUAGGUUAUGGCAAUAUCCAGAAAGAUAAUGGAAAUCUCAUGAAAGAAGUUGAAAAGUGUAGUUUGCGAUUUGUCUACUUGGGAUUAGCAGUUUUGGUGGUGGCUUUUAUGGAAGGAUAUUGUUGGAGUAAAACGAGUGAAAGACAAGUUCUACGAAUCCGUUACAAGUACCUAGAGGCUAUUCUAAGGCAAGAGGUUGCCUUCUUCGACUCGCAAGAAGCAACUACGUCUGAGAUCAUUAAUAGUAUCUCGAAAGACACUUCCCUCAUACAAGAAGUUCUCAGCGAUAAGGUCCCAAAAUUUUUGAUGAACUUCUCACAAUUCAUCUCCGGCCUUGCAUUUGCGACGUAUUUUUCAUGGCGACUAUCUUUAGCUGCAUUUCCGUCGAUUCUAUUGCUAAUAAUUCCCGGAAUGGUAUAUGGAAAGUAUCUUCUCUAUCUUUCCAACAAAUCCUUCAAGGAAUACGGGAAGGCGAAUGCAAUCGUAGAACAAACCCUGAGUUCUAUCAAGACUGUUUAUUCGUUCACAGCCGAAAAGAAUAUUGUUGACAAAUACGCGACUAUAUUGGAUAGUACUGUGAAGCUUGGGGUCAAGAAAGGUUUGGCGAAGGGCUUAGCGGUUGGGAGCACGGGUCUUUGUUUCGCGAUAUGGGCUUUUCUUGCUUGGUAUGGAAGUCGUUUGGUCAUGUACAAAGGAGAAACCGGAGGGAGGAUUUAUACUGCUAGUAUUGCCUUCAUAAUGGGUGGAUUAGCACUUGGAGUGGCACUACCGGAAGUGAAGUACAUAACCGAAGCAUCGGUUGCAGCCUCACACAUAUUCGACAGGAUUGAUCGAAUCCCUCAAAUCGACGGUGAGAGCACAGAAGGACAUGUAUUGGAUAAUAUCCGAGGGUCACUAGAUUUCGAACACAUACAUUUCACAUACCCGUCUCGCCCAGACACGAUUGUCCUCAAAGAUUUCAAUCUCCGAAUAGAGGCGGGAGAGACAGUCGCCCUCGUCGGUGCAAGCGGGAGCGGCAAGUCAACCGCCAUUGCUUUGCUCCAAAGGUUCUAUGAUGCAGACGGAGGGGUGGUUCGAGUCGAUGGUGUUGAUAUUAGAACACUCCAGUUGAAGUGGCUGAGGGGCAAAAUGGGAUUGGUGAGCCAAGAACAUGCCUUAUUUGGGACGUCCAUAAAGGAAAAUAUAUUGUUUGGUAAACUUGAUGCAAGUAUGGAUGAGAUUACUAGUGCUGCCAUGACUGCAAAUGCUCAUAACUUCAUAAGAGAUCUUCCAGAAGGGUAUGAAACUAAGGUUGGUGAAAGGGGAGCAUUGUUAUCGGGUGGACAAAAGCAAAGAAUCGCCAUUGCUAGGGCAAUUAUCAAGAACCCGACAAUCCUUCUUCUAGAUGAAGCGACUAGCGCUCUUGACUCGGAGUCGGAGAAACUUGUCCAAAAUGCCCUUGAUCAAGCAUGCAUGGGAAGAACUACAGUGGUAGUUGCACAUAAACUCUCAACAGUGAGGAAUGCAGAUAAAAUAGCAGUUAUGAGUGGUGGAUGCAUAAUUGAGAUAGGCUCACACAAUGAACUCAUCACCAUACAAAAUGGACAUUAUGCAAAAAUGGCCAAAAUGCAAAGACAAUUCAGUACAGAUGAUCAAGAUCAACAUACCGAUAAUCAAGCACGAACAUCCUCCUUCUCGAGAUUAAGCACAGGGAGGUCGAGUCCAGCCCUCAUCUUACCCCCUGAAUUGUCAUCCACUGAAAAUGACCCCCAAUCGGUUCUAAACCCUCCUCCGUAUUUCUCAAGACUCCUCCGAAUGAAUUCUCCCGAAUGGAAAGAAGGACUCGUAGGCAGCAUUUCAGCCGUCGCUUUUGGUGCGGUUCAACCCAUAUACGCGCUCGCCAUCGGAGGAAUGAUCGCAGCUUUCUUCUCACCCAGUCACGACGAAAUGAGGAAACGAAUCAGAACAUACUGCUUCAUCUUCACUUCCCUAGCCCUAAUAUCAUUCGUAGUCAAUCUCCUACAGCACUUCAAUUUCGCGUACGUGGGCGAACGUUUAACAAAGAGGAUCCGACUCAAGAUGCUCAAGAACAUAUUGACGUUCGAAACCGCCUGGUUCGAUAAGGAGGAGAAUUCGAGCGGGGCAUUAUCUGCCCGUUUGAGCGACGAGGCGUCCAUGGUUAAGUCCCUCCUUGUAGACAGAGCGUCGCUGCUUCUCCAAACAGCUUCGGCUGUGAUCACCGCCAUGAUCAUGGGAUUGAUAAUCGCGUGGAAGCUAGCGCUCGUCAUGAUAUCAGUUCAGCCUCUCAUCAUCAUCUGUUUCUACACACGGAAAGUACUGUUGUCGAAUAUCUCUUCAAAUUUCGUCAAGGCGCAAAACCGCAGCACUCAGAUUGCAGCGGAUGCGGUUUACAAUCAUAGAGUAGUGACAUCGUUCGGGAGUGUGAGGAAGGUUUUGAGUUUAUUCGACGAGGCACAGAACGAGCCGAGGAAAGAAGGUAGGAAGAAGUCGUGGAUGGCUGGAAUUGGGAUAGGGUCGGCUCAAUGCCUGACUUUUGCAUGCUGGGCGUUGGAUUUCUGGUACGGUGCAAGACUGGUUGAUGCAGGGGAGAUAUCGUCCGGAGCUGUGUUUAAAACAUUCUUCAUAUUGGUUAGUACAGGGAGAGUCAUAGCUGAAGCUGGAAGCAUGACUUCUGAUUUAGCUAAGGGUUCAACUGCAAUCGCGUCCGUGUUUGCAAUUCUGGAUAGACAAUCGUUAAUUCAAAUUGGAACGACAAAACCAGAGAAAAUGAUCGGAACAAUUGAGAUGAAAAGAGUGGAGUUUGCUUACCCUAGCAGACCUAAAGCUCUGGUGCUGAAUCAACUUAGCUUGGAGGUAAAAGCAGCUACAAGUAUCGGUCUUGUUGGGAAGAGUGGAUGCGGGAAAUCAACAGUGAUUGCACUUAUACAGAGAUUCUACGAUGUCGAGAAUGGAACGGUGAAGGUUGAUGGAGUUGAUAUUAGGGCACUUAACCUAGAUUGGUACAGAAAACAUUUAGCAUUGGUGAGUCAAGAACCAGUGAUUUACUCAGGUUCCAUUAAAGACAACAUUAUGUUUGGGAAACUCGACGCAGCUAAUGAAAAUGAAAUUGUGGAUGCAGCUAAGGCAGCCAAUGCACAUGAGUUCAUCUCGGCAUUAAAAGAAGGAUAUGAGACAGAGUGUGGAGAAAGAGGCGUACAGUUAUCUGGAGGUCAAAAGCAAAGGAUUGCGAUAGCGAGGGCGAUUAUGCGAAACCCUAGCAUACUGCUUCUAGAUGAGGCGACGAGUGCGUUGGAUGUUCAAUCGGAGCAGGUAGUGCAGGAAGCCAUGGAUCGGAUUAUGAUCGGAAGGACUACCGUUGUGGUUGCGCAUCGGAUUAACACCAUCAAGAAUCUGGAUUCAAUUGCUGUCAUUGCCGAUGGGAAGGUUUUGGAAAGGGGGACAUUCGCGCAGCUCAAGAACCGCCGUGGUGCAUUCUAUAAUCUCGCCAGCAUCCAAAGUAAAUAAGAAAUAAGAAUCAUUUUUCUUUUUUGAUCUUCUCUUGUCCAUUAUGUAUAAUAUAUCUAUGUAUGUGUUCCCUAGUUUGUUAUCAAUGCUAAAAUAAAAAAGUUAAGUUUUUCCAUA